Paramuricea clavata is the source of this 11277-nucleotide messenger RNA. NCBI's taxonomy places the organism in Eukaryota, Metazoa, Cnidaria, Anthozoa, Malacalcyonacea, Plexauridae. The record is from the annotation of a GenBank genome assembly.
AUGAACAUCAGAUUACAACCUAACACAAAUCCUGCUAAGAAUGUUAUCCUUUUCCUUGGUAAGUGCACUGACUUGGAAAUAAAUCUGGAAAUGACUCAUAUUGCAUGCAUGCGUAAUGAUUUACUAAAGAGUUCGAUCCUUAGUGACCUCUAGUGCCUGAUCUGGGCGAACGUGAGUGGGAAAAAGAAUACUCAUGUCUGAUAAUCUGAGUCGUUUGAUUUCGAUUUUCGAGUUUGACGUUUGAUUUUUGACAUUUGUUUUUGUUGAUGAGUUUGAUUUUUUAGUUUUGAGUUGAUUUUGUGUUUUGAAUUUGGAGCAUUUAUCUAUUGAUUCGAAGUUACAGUUGAUUUGGAAUUUUGAUUUUGAAUUUUGAUUUCGAGUUUUGAUUUCGAGUUUUGUCAGUACGCAUUUGAUGUUUAGUGACGUUUAAUGUUUGCUAUUCCGUAUUUGAUUUUUUAUUUUCAAUUUUAUGUUUUGAUUUUGGUUUUUUGACGUUUCCUGUUUGAUAUUUUAUGUGUUGACGUUGGAUAUUUGAGGUUUGAUGUUUUAGUCUGUUUUGUGAAUCUUUUGAUUUCUUUUCAUAUCCCAGGUGACGGCAUGGGUAUUAGUACGACGACAGCAGCGAGAAUAUUUGAUGGUCAAAGCAGAGGUGAAAGUGGAGAAGAAAAUGUUUUAAGUUGGGAAACAUUUCCAUAUACAGCAUUAUCAAAGACAUAUAAUACUGAUGUCCAGGUCCCUGACUCCGCCGGCACCGCUACGGCAUUUGGUACCGGGGUAAAGACACGGGAAGGUAAAUAUUUUCCCGCUAACUCUUAUUAAUAGAGAGUUUACAGUCCACGACGCGGUCUGAAUUUUAGCUCAAAGAAUGAGCGCUAAGCAAUAUGGUUACUGUAAUAAAUAUUUGAAACUUUUUUAAAUAACCUUACAAAACUGCUAAGUUCGAAUUCGGCUAAAGCGAUGCAAUAUCUGCUGUAAUUCGACGUUUAACGUUGUGUUGAGAAUGACAAAGGCGUUGAGUAUUCCCUGGGACCACGUAUUAUUCACAGUUUUUGUCUUGCAUGACAAAUUUCUUUGUUUCCAAAGCGCGUCGUUGAGUCAGCCGCGUCGUAGAUCGUAAACUCUCUAUUACCAGUCUAGUGAGAGGACGCGGGUGCUUGCGUGUUUGCGUAUCUCUAGCUUUUUCGUCACGGCCUUCGCUCGAAAUGUCGCGGAAAUAGUUUACUCAUUCUUAGUUAGCGGCUUAGCGCAGACAAUAAUCACGGCAAAUAUGACGCUACGUAGCUUCAUAUGGCCUCGCGAUUUAAUUUGCUUUGCUUCAGUAGUAGCCUGCGUGCAGUCUUAUGACAAGCUACUUCAGUAGCGGUUUUUUGGUGGUUCGUACGCGUUGCGGUUUAUUGAAGGCAGUUUAGUUGCGGUGAUGUGAUGGAUUGAUUGCGCUUCGAUCAGUCACAAUUAAAGGUUACUCCAAGGCCAUCCUCGUCCCCAGGGCCACUCUCGUUGCUCUCGCUCUCGUGGAUGCUCCAAGGCGUAAUCGCAGUUCGUAUACGAUUAGCUUGCGGUUCGUCCAAGAUUGGUUUGCAGAUUCAUUGCUGUUUAAUUAAUUAGAUGGAAUGUUCAUUGUAUAGGUAUCCUAGGUUUAAAUGGCAAAGCCAUUUUUGAGAAUUGCGCUAGUGCCAAAGGAAAUGAAGUGCUGUCAAUUUUAACGUUUGCCGAACUCGCGGGAAUGUCUACGGGACUUAUCACGAACACGCGUGUGACUCACGCAACGCCUGGAGCUUUCUACAGUCACACACCAUCACGUAAUUGGGAAAAUGACCAGUCCGCGCAGGGAACGUGUGUGGAUAUAUGUAAGUAGCCUCUCUCCUCCACAGAGGCGAUUGGAAUAGGCUUACAUGAAUGGAAUAGACUUCAUGUAAGCGCGCACGAAACUUCAUGUAAGAUUCUGUAAGAUUCUGAAACUUCAUGUGCGCACGAAACUUCAUGUAAGAUUCAUGUAAGCCUAUUCCAAUCGCCUCUGCGGAGGAGCUGUGUAUUUGUGUAAGGACAUGCGAUAAUUGACGUUUUCGUGAUGCAUGCAAUAAUUAUUUCCUGUACUUGAGGCUCUUGAGCUGGUAAAGAAUGUCCUGAAGGCAUACCUAAUUUUAGUGUGCAGACAAUUUGCGCUGGGGCCCCAGUUAAAGGUGGGCCCAAGAAAGAAUUACAUUGAAAUGUACAUAUAUAUAUACAUAUAUAUAUAUAUAUAUAUAUAUAUAUAUAUAUAUAUAUAUAUAUAUAUAUAUAUAUAUAUAUAUAUAUAUAUAUAUAUAUAUAUAUAUAUAUAUAUAUAUAUAUAUAUAGGUAUAACUGCCAACAAACUUCCAGAAUGCAGGACUUGGCCAUUUCUGGGACCUCAGAUUUCAUCAUUUUCCCGGGGAGAAUGCCCCCGAACCCCACUAAUCAUAGUUUUAGAAGAUGGAAUCACGAGGGGCCACAACUUAAUUUUUGCCCUGGGCCCCCAAAUUUCCCUGGGCGACCCUGGGUGCUAUGCAGUGUAUGUUGAUUUUGGGAUCUUUGAAUAUCAAUUGUAGCCUGUCUUUUGGUUACACAUUAUUAUAUGGGUGUGUUCAGAAAUUUUCAGAGCGUGCCUUCUGCUCGGCUAAACUUUGCACAAAAAUCUGCAGUGAUAAAAAAUUCUUAAAGUUAGGUAUGCCUGAAGGGGUAAAAUGGGAACUGGUAAUUGCUUAUUUUUGGACUGGGAAAUGGGAUUUGGGUUACUGGGAAUGAAGACGUUGAUUGAAAUAUCCAAAUUUUCAAAACUACGAUGGCCGAGAAGGGGGCCAUGACUGUAAACAUGCACUCGCCGUUUUUUUUCCAUUACACACGUUUUUUUCUUCAAAAUUACACUUGCCGUUUUUUCUUCAGAAUUACACGCGACGUUUUUUCAAUGCAAUAAUUACACGCGACGUUUUUCAAUGCAUUAUUUGCACUCGACGUUUUUUCCAAAAAUUACACCCGCCCUUUUUUUAUAGUUACGUUGUUAAACUGAGGGUUUAAUUCACUUCGGAUGAAGAUGGGAGCAAUCAUAAGGUUAGAGUGUUUCAUCAAAACAAAAAAUCUUGUAAAUAUAUACAGUACAAAAUUUCACUUUUCAGUCGGUUAAGACUUUUGUGUUUUCCAAACUAAACAAAAGCUUUAAUUGUGUAUUUCAGCGUUGCUAUAUAUAUCACUGUACCACAUGGAAGAAGUUAUUUCGCUGACCUCAGAAUGACAUUCGUCAAAACAUUUUUCUUCAAGAUUGAUUAGAAACAAACUUGGAGUAGGGUUAGGUUAGGUUAGGGUUAGGGUUAGGGUUAGGGCAAGGAUUAGGGUUAGAGUACGUUGGUGUUUGGAAUAGGGUUAGUGUUAGUGUUAGUGUUAGUAAAACCGUUGCUUUGUUACGCUUUGUCACUCUGAGGCCAGCGAAAUAACCUCUUCACAUAUAUAUUGCCGUAUUAAACACAUGUAUAUAACAAAAAUAACUAUAUGACCCUGGCAAAACACGACAAGCUUUUUUUUAUAUAUAGGUUGGAAAACACAAAAGAAAAGAAUGCAUUAUAUAUUCAUAAUUAACCGACUGAAAAGUGAAAUUUUGUACUGUAUUUACAUUUUUUGUUUUGAUGAAACACUCUAACCUUAUGAUUGCUCCCAUCUUCAUCCGAAGUGAAACCCUCAGUUUAACAACGUAACUUAAAAAAAGGGCGAGUGUAAUUUUUGGAAAAAAUGUCGCGUGCAAAUAAUGCAUUGAAAAAAACGUCGCGUGUAGUAUUGCAUUGAAAAAACGUCGCCUGUAAUUCUGAAGAAAAAAAUGGCGAGUGUAAUUUUGAAGAAAAAAAACGAGCUAGUGUAAUGGUAAAAAAACGGCGAGUGUUUACAGUCAUGGCCCUUCUCUGCCAUCGUAUACAAAACAGCUCCAGAGCAAUUAUUGAUAGACAAUUUGUCUAAAAAACGUACAGAAAAACUGAUUUAACCGACGUACGGCUCAAUUAGGUCAUUGUGUUGUUAUUUCGAGUCAAUAAAUUACCUUAAUUUUCUCGGAAAAAAUUAGCUCUAAAGAACGGAAUUAAAACGCAGAAUUGCGUUUAAAAUUCAUCAUCUAAAUGAAGUUAAUGAAGCACCUGCCCUGGGAUCUCCCUUCAAUUACACAUGCUGUCAUGGACUGGUAUUUUAUAUAAAAAGUGGCUGGGAAAUGGGAUUUAGAUGCUGAUUUCCCGUCCUUCAGGACCCUAUAAACGUUGAGUCACUGAAUUAAAAUGCACUCACUUUUUAAGAUAAAUUACAUGAAGUAGUAAAGUAUAGUUUUUUACUUUUCAAUGUUUAGAUAUUUCGCAAGUUCUUUUAAAAUACUGCAUUAAUUUUUUAACAGGUUUUGCUAUUUUUCAUUGCUUUCGUUACUAUACUUUCAUUAUUACAAACGAGAAUCGAUCUUCAUUUUCUUUCCAGCUCGUCAAUUGAUUGAGUACCAAUAUGGCAAUGGUAUCGACGUGGUCUUGGGUGGUGGGUGGAGGAGCUUUUUGCCGUGCGGGAGUAAAGAUCCAGAAGGAAAAACCUUUGAAGACUUAGCCAAAUGUCGGAAUGAUGGUCGUAAUCUAACCAAUGAGUGGUUAGGGAAAUAUAACAAUUCUGCUGUGGUUUGGAAUAAAGAUGAAUUGAAGAAGAUUGAUCCAGAUCAAGUUGACCAUCUUUUGGGUAAGAUAAUCGAUGGGCCGGUUGUAUAAAAACGUAGUUAAAUUAGUAAAUUAACUGUAGUUAGCGUUAACUACCGUAGUUAAAUCCUUAACUGUACAUGACUUAACUCACUGCGUUGCACAAAACGUAGUUUUACUGAGAAAAGAUAUAGGAGCACGCAUUCUAUGUCUAUUAUUCUAUGGUUGACUGUGUUCCUGUUUUGAAGAAUGGCGCGCUGCAAGGCAUUGGUGUUGAGGUCACCAUUGGCACUGGUGUUGUUUGUGAUAAGUCGCUUGACAGUUUUCACACCGACUUCUGCACCUCACGAAAAAAUCCCCGCACGCCUAUAGCUCACCCAGAGCUCCGCGCGCCUAGCUCACCUCGAGCUCUGAACGCUAUUAAUUACUAAAGAGCCUGGUACUAAGAGACCUGGCGGGAAAAACUGUUAAAUGGCGGGAAAAUCUGUACUUACGAUUCGUAUGAUGAAUCAUUGUAGUGUUAUUUGUCUGUGACUUCGUGUAUUUGGCUUCCUUUGAUUCUUUAGUUUCUCAUCAUAGAUGGGAGCUUAUCCAUUUCAUGAGAAGACGCUAAUAAACUACACUUUACUAGUUUACUAUACACUUUAACUUCUAUCGUGAGAGUGCACUGAGCUAUAAAUGUUAAUUGAUCUUAUAUUACGCACUAGAGAUAACAUUUAGCCCUUUAGCCAAUCAAAAUUAACCAGCAUCUUACGCACAUCCAACCCCAACCCUAACCCUAACCUGUGGUCGUGAAACUCCAAACCUCAGAACAAACCUGCAACCUGUAAUUUAGAUACUCAUGCAAACUUUGAAAAAUCAAAUUAUGUUUCCGAUCAUUUCUCGGCCAUUUAUACCAAAGUUGUUAAGGCAUAUUUCAGUUAUAUAUUUACAGCUACGUUCAUGCAUAUACAGCAGCUUAUAUAUUUACAGCUACGUCCAUGUUUUCGUUCAAGGAGGUGCAGUCAACAGUUGUGCACGUCUGAACUACCUUAAAAAAGGAAACACGUUGAUGUUUGAGGGGGAUGGGCUCUAACCUCCCUGAAGGGGCAUCGAGCACUUCACUGUAAAUGAAGUGUUUUCAAGUGAAAUCGUUUUAGAUAGUUCAGAAAGAAACUAUACGGCAACAAGAUGUAGAGAUACUACAGAGAGGUAAUACACUGCCUUGGCGCUGUGACCUUGGAAAUGCAACGGGCACUAAAUGGUUACUUUUUUAAAAAUAAUAAUAACAAAGCACAGAACAAAGUCAAAGAGAAAGUGUCUGACUGGACUAACUAGACAUGCAGCCGCUGUCGCAGUGCUAUCUAGUAAAACUGCUUGUCAUUUUACAGCUGAUAUUUCAUAUUUGAGUAAUAUAGAAAAUACUUUUUGCAGCAAGCCUCAGCGAACCGAAAACAUUUCAGCUACUUUGCAACCGUACACAAUACAAAAACAUAAAAUAACUUUCCGUAACUAUCUUUCUUCUCUUUCAUAUGCAUGCAAUGUCUCAAAUUAUUAUUAAUUACUAUAGCACUGACAACUCACAAACGAAUAUUCCUGUAAAUAAAUUUGCGAAGCGAAAAACAAAUUUCGGCAAUGUGAUUGGUCAGAGAAAAAAUUCGCCGCGAAAAGUUGGAACAGUUCCUACUUUUUUACUGAGCUUCGUACGGGCUUUACUGAGCAAUUGGUGAAGUCUUGGUUGUUAACGCGGGCGCCUACGAGCUUGUCUGCAGCGAGCUUGAAGAGUGCUGGUUCGAACCCCGUCCAAGUUAUAAUUGGUCUCGAGCUCUUUCAGUGUUUUAGUCUGUUUUUAACUCUAAAAGACAUUUACCGGUUAAAGUAAAUUGAGAGCCACGGUGCAAAUACGACAACCUUUUUUUGCAUUAUUUUGUGUUCAUGUGUUUGUGUUAAUUUGUAAAUUUUUUUUAUAUUUCCACGCGCUACCGCUUCUUUCCAAAAUCUGUUUCUCGUUUCGCGAGAACUCAAAUUGACCUAGCUAGUGAAAAACGGUCUUUACGGUUUGAGUUUAGUUUUACAAGCGGGCUGUAUACCCAGAAAAUGUAGGGCAUUCGGCUAUAAUUGUAGAAGCGCACGGGGAAGCAGUAUACAGUAUAGCCAUCUGUGGAUGAGAGAUGUUUAUCUAUAGGCUGUUUAUUUCACUGAUUUCAUUGCAAUUGUGGUUGAUACAAGCUCAGCAAGUGAAAUUUUGCAUAUGAAUGACUCAUCCCUCCCACUGAUCCUAACUGGCCGGGACAGAUGUAGGGGUGCACCGGAACUCGGUUCCGGCAUUAUUUUGAUGUAUUGAAAUAAGUUGGGUGCCCAUUUCUCAGAAAGAGAGACCAUGUUUCUUUUGGUAUAUUAUAUAACAAUUAAUACCUUCUUUUCAUUAUACAUUAUUCAGGAUUAUUUGCUUCCAGUGUUAUGGAAUACGAAGUUUUACGUCCUGAGAAAAAUAGAUCACAUGAGCCGAAUUUCAUUGAAAUGGUUGAGAAAACCAUAGAGAUACUUAGGAAAAAUCCCAAAGGAUUCUUCCUGAUGGCUGAAGGUACAUUAUUUUCAUUAUUUUACAAUUGGCCUUUAAUCUCAUGCAUGCAUCGUAUUAACCUGAUGUGGUGUAUAAUACAAGGUAUUCAGACAGACUAGGUGUGCUAGGGCAAUCUACACUGCAAUUGGGCAAUUACGCCUAAUAUCUUCUGCGCAUGAUCCGUCCGUUCGCCGCAUUUCAUGUAGACAGACGAUUAUGAUUUAAACUUCCUUUUGUUUGCCCACAUUUGUCCAGACGGAUCAUCCGUAUCUUAUAUAAAUCGGACUGUCCACUUCAAUGAAUACAAAUUUAAUUUUAUUGGAUUAUAUAGGUGGUUUGAUUGAUUGGGCUCACCACGACAACAACGCACAUUUAUCUUUAUCUGAAACAGCCUCAAUGGCGAAAGCUGUGAAGAAAGUUCAAGACAUGACGAACGCAGGUUAGUUAAUUUGGCCAGGGCGCAGUAAAUCACCUGAUUUGACGAACAUUUAACGUGGUUAGCCUUCUCAAAGGUGGGGGGUGUAGGUUGAUUUGAAGACUGCAGCUGUUAGCCGAACAGAACAGAACUAUAGAGACUCCAGCAGUCAGCCGAACAGAACAGAGCUACAACAGAACAGAACAUUUGGUCAGGUAGGCAAGCAGAAGCAUGGUGAGUUGGUGAUGAAAUUAACAGCUUAUAAGAUGAAAAGACUUGUGACCAACAAUGGACAGUAUGCAUGGUUGACAGCAGAAGUCGAGACGCUCAAGGCAAGGGAUGAUAUAGUAGACAUUUGUAAAGAAUGGCAAAUAUAUACGCUAUCAGGGCCGCAUCUCAAAUAAGGGAGUGGUCAUUAUUUAUGGGGAGGGGGGGAAAUGGGGAAAAUAAGGAUUGAAAACUUUUUUGACCCCCCUCUCCAGACUGAAGGCAAACUUUUUGUGCCCCCCCCCCUCAUAAAAGUAGAAACUUUUCUGACCCCGCCCCCCAGUGUGGAUUGAAAAAUUAACAGCAAUGAAACGGGUGUGCGUUGCAGGUAAAGUUAGAUAUUGGGACAAUCUGUUUAAUCUAGCUCAUGAUGUUUUACCCUGGUGAAUAUGAUUCAACCAUAUAUGAUUAAAAAAUAUAUAUUAUGUAUUCGUUACUACUUUGCAAUGCAACAUUUGUCCUACCAUAACCCUAGCCCAUGACCCGUCUUCAUACAGCGAAAUGAUUUGAACACAAGGUUUUUUUAAGAACUUGUCUGGGGGUGGGCAUCUACAAAAAGGGACCGUACUAUAUUGAGUGUGGAGAGAUGACAGAUGGUUGUUGGUGACAAAAAGUUUGGUGUGGUAUCGUAUGUACUAGUAGCGGGGUCUGGGGGUAUUCUCCCCCUGAAAAUGUUUUGUAUUUUUCCACCCCUAGAACUGAAAUGUGAGCAUUUUCUGAAACAGAUUUUUGGAUAUACAGCGUUACAUUGUGCGUUGAUAGACCGAAUCUGAUCAGUUAAGUGUACUUGCAUGGUAUGUUUAUGUAAAUACCACAACUGGGUCACUCAGGGGGUAGAAAGCUUGUUAAACUUAGUGGGCCCGACUCCCACGAUCGCGAGGCGCUACCAUGGUUGGCGCCGAGCAGGGAAAUUUUGAAAAUUUUGAGUCUCUAGAUCGUUGGAAAUAGCAUUUUCAGAGUCUUCUUUUUUGCUAUUUGUGAUUAUAGAAAUAAGAACUCUAGACAUGGUAUUUAAGUUCAAAAACUUUUAUGACCUUCUUCUGUGUUAAAACUUUUUUGACCCCCCCUAUUUAUAAGGGUAAAACUUUGUUUACCCCCCUCCCAUUUCCCAACCCCCCCCCCUCCCCAUAAAUAAUGACCACUCCCUAAGUAUAACAAACUUCCAGGAGUACGUAUCUAGUAAAAUCCUUACCCAAAGAUUGAGCCGGAUUGGUAGGCCAUUUAUAAGAGAUCAGUUCAACUAUGGCUAAUAGCAAAAUUUUCCUACCCUCGUCUCAGGUCACUUUUCGCAAGGUUAACGUUUUGGUGAAUAUCUUAAUUUGUGCUAUCUGCUUGGACAGGCUUUGUAUUCCUAUCAUUUCGGACACUAUAAAACAAUUUAAUUAAAAAAUAUAUAACACAUUAAACAACAGCAAACAAUAAGGACAACAAUUUACUUAAUAUACUAGGAGUAACCACAUGUUAAAAGUGCGACCAAUGUAUAUUGCACCACACUCCAUAACGAUAUAAAAAUUCUCGUUUUCUAGAUGUGUCACAACAAGUAUAAUAUUUAACAAUUAUUCACCGAAGGCGAGGUGAUUAUCGGAGAAUAUUCGCCGAGACGAAGUCGAGGUGAAUAUUCAAUCCCCGAUAAUCACCAAACCUGAGGCGAAUAAUUGUUUUAGUAUUUUUGUGUUUUUUGGGACUGAAUUUAUUUUAAUUUCGGUUAUUUCCUUAUCAGUAUAAUGGCCACACAGCGGCUAUCCGCCAUUUUGAAAAUUUCGGUUUUGUUAUAUUCACCUAUAGGUGAAUAUAACAGCUUAAUACGUCAAUUUUAACCAAUCAAUUUGUAGGAUUUGUUAUGUUCACUUGUGCAAAAAUACUGAAAAGUAUAUAGGCUACACUGAAUAUAUGUACAACGCGUUGUCCAAGUAUAAACAAUACAGUCAAUUCUAUUAUGUAAUGUUGAACCUUAUUUUUUUUUAUGCAAAAUCAUUUUGAACAUCAACAAGGUCAGGCCGAAAUAGAUUACAACAAGGGUCAUAAAUAACAAAUAACAGCUAAAAUCUAAAGCCAGUGCAACUGUAACUCGGCAAACUGUCAUAGAUAACAAAUAAAUAACUCAAUGUAGAACUGCUAUUAAGUGCAAAUCGAACUGCUAAACAAAUUUUCAAAACUACACUAGCUAGACAAGGUUUUCGAGGUUUUCUUGGCACGUUUGCCGAUGUUUUUUGCACAAUUUGCACACGAAGUUAAUACACAACUAUUAAUCGAACUGCGCUAUACAAGUUUUCAAAACUACACUAGCUAGACAAUGGUAUAUGCAAAAAGUUUAUUGCAUGAACAAAUAUAUAUAUAUAUAUAUUGUUAUCCUGAAAAGUUUAAAAACGUAACCGGCUUUUCCUGUUUAAUAACCACAAAACUGAACAAAGAAUGCAAAGAACAGCGUUACCAACUGUAAUUUUGUAAAAAUCCCAAGUAAGCUCCCAAAAUAUCCCGAGAUUCCCUAAAAAAUCCCGAUAGUGAUUCCCACUUUUUUACGUCAUAAUUUUUUUUUUUGGUUUUCGCGCCAAUUUCGGGUAGGAUAGCGUCGUACGUCAUGUUGUGAAAACGAAAUCUGACAUCAAAUAUGCAGCUCAAUAGGGUUUAAAUACGAGCGGACGAACCCUGGAUUUUUAGCAAAAUUGUUUAUUAGUCAAUUUUACCAAAAAUCACGAUCAACGAAGGCAAAAUUUCCCAUGUGGUACGCCAUAUAUGGUCACGAGUUCCACAUACGGAUAAAAUGAGCCCGCAAAGGGUGUUGAACACACAUUCCAGCGGAAAAAGGUGUUGAACACAAUUUUUUGUUGAAUUUUUGCAAUUCAGCGAAAAUCUCCCAUAUCUGAGAUUAGGAUGCUCCCAGCUCGCUCGCUGGUGCUCACUCGCUGGUCGCAAUAACAGCUUUCAACAAUGCGUUGCUCUUAAUAUUUUGACAGCUUUUUCAACAUUGUUUCAAUACAGUUCGGUAUCCUUUUGACUUGAGGUACAAUAGUUCUCAAGCAAACAACACCAGCUUAUAAAGGUCUAUAAAUAGUUUUACCUCAAUUUCAGAUGAAACUCUAAUCCUGGUCACGGCAGACCACUCGCAUUCCUUCACUCAAUUUGGCAAUGUGAAACGUGGUAAUCCUAUAUUUGGAUUUCAAUCAAAGCUCCCUCUGGACGGUAAACCAGCACUCUCCCUGUCCUAUGCAGAUGGCCCGACUGGCUUAAUUGGAAACCAAACUCGAGCCAAUCUUACUGGUGCGAAUUAUAACGACACAGGUUUCCUACAGCAAGCUCUCAUUAAGAUGGAGUACGAGUCUCAUUCGGCUGAGGAUGUUGGUCAGUUUUUUUAUAUUUUAAUAUUUACUUCUGCAUGUGAAUCUCAUUUCUAA